Messenger RNA from Oxyura jamaicensis (ruddy duck), 574 nucleotides. RefSeq names its product RNA polymerase II, I and III subunit L (gene POLR2L). NCBI's taxonomy places the organism in Eukaryota, Metazoa, Chordata, Aves, Anseriformes, Anatidae. The record is from RefSeq and is a predicted model, not a curated record. The transcript has 3 exons. Gene Ontology annotation, cellular component: RNA polymerase III complex; RNA polymerase I complex; RNA polymerase II, core complex. Gene Ontology annotation, biological process: tRNA transcription by RNA polymerase III; transcription by RNA polymerase I; transcription by RNA polymerase II. The coding region runs from base 25 to 228 and encodes 67 amino acids. Gene Ontology annotation, molecular function: DNA-directed RNA polymerase activity; DNA binding; zinc ion binding.
AAGGUUUUAGGGUGCCGAGCAGAGAUGAUCAUCCCCGUCAGGUGCUUCACGUGCGGGAAGAUCGUGGGGAACAAGUGGGAGGCCUACCUGGGCCUGCUGCAGGCCGAGUACACCGAAGGAGAUGCCCUGGAUGCCCUUGGCUUGAAGAGAUACUGCUGCCGCAGAAUGCUCCUAGCCCAUGUGGAUCUGAUUGAGAAGCUUUUGAAUUAUGCACCCCUGGAGAAAUGAGAUGAGAAAUGUGCUAUGCUACAAGCCAUGUGUAUCCUAUUUCUAAUUCUGAGCUUGAAACUGGACUUCAGGCAUUAAAAGAUGCAAGCCACCUGUAGUGCAACCACUGAGAGAUGUUUAGCUCGCUGCCCCAAAUCGCUAACUUCUUCCAAGGAAGCAAACAAAGGAUGAAGUCCACUUAAGACUUGGAGAUUAAAAGUUCAAAUGCUACUUUUUAAAAUCAAUGCUCAGAGGGUGUUUUUUUCCUGAACUUUUAGAUACUUCUGCCAGCAAAAAUAAAUGUUUGUUUUAUGAAAUAGUCAUUUGUCUACAAAAAAUGUGGAAUUAAAGGUCUUUCUCCCCUGUA